UACAAAACAAAAUAUCAAAAUAAAAGACAAAAGAUCACACUAAUAUUAUUAAAAACAAAAAAUGUAUAUUCUCUUUUCAACAUUGUACCGAAAGUGCAAUAGUAAAUUGAUCCGCUGCUCUCUACAUCACAAAUCUCGCACAUCGACAACUUCUCUCUGGCUUAAGCAAGCUUACAUUGGUGGCGAAUGGUUGGACGCUGCCAGCGGUGCCACAUUCGAGGUUCGAAAUCCGGCAGAUAUGCAAGUGAUCGGCUGUGUGCCCGACAUGACUGCAGUGGAAGCGCAAAAAGCGGUAGAUGUCGCCACAAGAGCUCUUUACGCGACAGAAUGGAAGUUGAUUACAGCACGUGAGCGCUCGCAGUUGCUGAAGAAUUGGCACAUCUUGAUUUCACAGCAUUGCGCUGAAUUGGCUAACAUUAUCACGGCGGAAUGUGGAAAACCAUUGACCGAGUCACUAUCCGAGGUAGCUUAUGGUCAGUCGUUUGUCGAAUGGUUUGCCGAGGAAGCACGACGCAUUGAUGGCCAACUCAUCGCCAGUUCGGUGAGCAAUCAGGAGCUGCUUGUGCUGCGCGAGCCGCUUGGUGUCGCAGCACUCAUAACACCAUGGAACUUUCCAAUGGCCUUAGUCUUACGCAAAGCAGCAGCGGCUUUGGCGGCCGGCUGCACAGUCGUCGUCAAACCUGACGAAAAUACACCACUUACCUGCUUAGCACUCGCUAAACUUUCCCAAAUGGCCUGUAUACCAGCUGGUGUUUUCAACGUGAUCACCACGAGUGGAGCUCCUGCCAUCGGUGAGCUCUUCUGCCGGAGCCCGCUGGUGUGUGGCAUCUCUUUUACCGGCUCCACCGAAGUUGGCAAACUUUUGUUUCGUGAAUCAGCUGGCUUGCUAAAACGUGUUUCGUUAGAACUCGGCGGUAAUGCACCAUUCAUUGUCUUCGAAUCAGCUGACAUAGCCGAAGCAGUGAAGGGUGCAAUGUUAUCGAAAUUUCGAAACGGCGGACAAACUUGUGUCUCAGCAAACCGUUUUUACAUACAUUCUGCUCUGUAUGAAGACUUUCUGAAACAGUUGCAAGCACAAGUUGAAGCUUUGAAAAUUGGUCCGGGAUACGAUAAAAGUGUGGACAUUGGUCCACUCAUUAAUACAGCACAGUUAAAGCGAAUUGAGGCAUUUAUGAAAGAUGCACUUUCCAGACAUGCAAAGGUAAUAUGCGGUGGUAAACAUUUGCACGAAAUCGGUGAACUCUUCUAUGCACCCACCAUCAUUACCGACGUGGACCGUACAGCACGUAUUUAUCGUGAAGAGAUCUUUGGACCAGUUAUUACAUUGGCAAAGUUUGACACGGAAGACGAAGUUGUAACCAGGGCAAAUAGUUCACGGCGUGGGUUGGCGGGGUACUUCUAUAGUCAAAACUUGCAAGAAGUAUUCAGAGUGGCGCGACGACUUGAAGUUGGCAUUUUGGGCGUUAAUGUAGGACUGGCGUCUCAGGCGGAGGCACCAUUUGGCGGCAUCAAAGAGUCCGGUAUCGGACGUGAGGGAGGACAUUAUGGCAUCGAUGAAUUUACUGAGAUAAAGUAUAUCUGUUUGGGUGGAUUGAAGUACGAAUGAGUGGGAG
Messenger RNA from Bactrocera tryoni, 1613 nucleotides. RefSeq names its product succinate-semialdehyde dehydrogenase [NADP(+)] GabD-like. The transcript is spliced from 3 exons. The coding region runs from base 62 to 1606 and encodes 514 amino acids. The record is from RefSeq and is a predicted model, not a curated record. Gene Ontology annotation, molecular function: succinate-semialdehyde dehydrogenase (NAD+) activity. Lineage: Eukaryota; Metazoa; Arthropoda; Insecta; Diptera; Tephritidae.